Messenger RNA from Rosa rugosa (rugosa rose), 1147 nucleotides. RefSeq lists its product as uncharacterized. NCBI's taxonomy places the organism in Eukaryota, Viridiplantae, Streptophyta, Magnoliopsida, Rosales, Rosaceae. Gene Ontology annotation, biological process: proteolysis. Gene Ontology annotation, molecular function: cysteine-type peptidase activity. The transcript has 6 exons. The record is from RefSeq and is a predicted model, not a curated record. Bases 461 to 1024 code for a protein of 187 amino acids.
UGAAGCAUGUGAAGAGUAAAGGCCGAAAACAGAAGCAUAAGAGCCUGAAACGAAAAUUUGGUGCAUGUGCAAAUGAAAGUGUGAUUUCAGGGAAGAAUGGCGAUCUACUGAGGUUCCUAUUUCAGAAAAACUUUGUAGGCGAAGACAAGUGGAGCAUAGAAAUUGCCCGUUAUGGUGAAUUUGCAGUCACUAGAAUGGAAGUUCAGUGUUUAUCACCAGCAACAUCACUGUCUUGUAAGGUGAGAGAGAAGUGUUAUUUUAUACCUUUAAUAUAGAAUUGGGUUUCCACAAUCGAUGUAAUGCAGUGUGUAUUCAAAAUGAAUAGGUUUUAAAUAUUUGUGCGGCGUACUUGGAUGAGCCAGACGGUGAUUGUUGGUUUCUUCCGACAUAUUUCGGGGAACGAGGUAGAUGCAAUGAAGAGCAAUCUUGCUUUGCAAAUUGGCUUGCAAGUACGGUUGAGAUGUGCGGCUUAAAGAGGUUUCAUCGCCGUCUUCGUUUUUGCAAGAAGAUAUUCACCCCACUGCAUGACAGUAUGGAUGAUCAUUGGUAUUUAUUGGUCAUGGACCUGCAUGAAAAGGAAGCAUUAUUGUGGGACAGCUAUCCCGAUCCAAAGUCGGUCGGUAGGAGAAUGCAUCAUGCACGAGACGUGAUGACACUAAUGCAGAAGGUGUUUUCAUGCGAAAUGACAAUGUUCGGCGAUGUUUAUUACCACUUUCCAUCUUUCUCACUUACCUUGGCCGAAGGGGACCGGACAAAUCCCCAAACAUUUGAUAGCGGCAUAUUCGUCAUUAGGCACAUGCAGCACUAUCUUGACCCAUGGUCAAUAGGGUUCGUCUCUGAGGACCAGCGGAACCGUGUUGCUUUAGAAAUAGUACAGAGUCCCCGGAAUGAACAUCGUCGUGUUGUCCUAGCUGCUGCAGUUGGUGGAAGCACGAGUGUGGGUGCGAAAAAUGCAUUUAGUCCACCAACGGGACGAAAAUGCCGUAGUCAUCGAAAGCGGCGUGAUCGGACUUUGAGGUUCUAAUUUGUCAAGUAUUUGGCUGACUAUAAACAUGGAUGGUGUAAUAAAUUUAAAUUUGUAAUAUUUCCCUGAUUGUAUUAGAGUGAUGAAUACAGUUGAACAAUAUUUGUACUAUGUUAAAUUUCU